AUAUUCUUCAAAUUAUUCAUGCCAAAGCCAUUUAAAAACAGUGCAAGAGAGAUUGUGUUGAAGGUUCGUGCCUUUUGUGAGAGAGAAAAGGCAAAUCAAGCCCCGUUAAUUAGACUCGAUCAAGUGCGAGCACGAGUCGCCGCUAUGACAGGCAUGUCUGAGAAAACCGUGAGUAGAAUAACUAAAGAAGGUGAAGUUGCUGCCUCUACGUCUCAAAAACUCAAGUCUCGAGUAGCUAGCAAUAAUGUCAGCCAAGAAGCUGGUAAUAUCGUGAAGUUAACUGAAGAAGCUUUUUCAUCGAUAACUCCUCAGGAUUGGCAAAAACAGUGUGAACACAUAAACCAUUUAGAAGACAAAUUUUAUGAACGCGAUGGCUGCAUGGAUAAUAUUACGGAUAAAUUCAUAAUUGAACUAGGAAACGACAGCAGCACAGAUUCGGAUACGUCAAACGACGCUUAUGCAAGUGACAGUCUGGAAUCGUUUCUUUCGACCAUAAUUACUGUCAGUAAAAAUGAAAUAAAUAAAUAAUUUAAAAUUUAAAUUGUGUCAUAAUUUACAACCUUCCUAGUCUUUUAGCUAUAUAUUAUCUAGACAUAUAAUAAAAAUAAGCCAGGUCGAUAUCUGUGCUUUGAAGAUAUUGAAGAAAAACUAAUA
Bombyx mandarina (wild silkworm) is the source of this 654-nucleotide messenger RNA. RefSeq lists its product as uncharacterized. NCBI's taxonomy places the organism in Eukaryota, Metazoa, Arthropoda, Insecta, Lepidoptera, Bombycidae. The record is from RefSeq and is a predicted model, not a curated record.